Callorhinchus milii (elephant shark) is the source of this 9386-nucleotide messenger RNA. RefSeq names its product protein tyrosine phosphatase receptor type D. The record is from RefSeq and is a predicted model, not a curated record. Gene Ontology annotation, biological process: protein dephosphorylation. The coding region runs from base 242 to 6031 and encodes 1929 amino acids. Lineage: Eukaryota; Metazoa; Chordata; Chondrichthyes; Chimaeriformes; Callorhinchidae. The transcript is spliced from 35 exons. Gene Ontology annotation, molecular function: protein binding; protein tyrosine phosphatase activity.
CUGUGGCCGCUUCCCUUCUCCCCGUGUGCAGAGGAGGCUGUGAGAGCCGCAUAGAUGUUGGAUUACUCGGGGGCCGGGAGUCGGGAGCAGUGGAUUAAACCUGGCAGAGCAGUGCCCGAGCCUGGCAGCUGCUGACCCGCCGAGCUGGCAAUGCCGAGGUUCUGAACGUAUCGCAUUCACAGUUGCAGACUGCACUCGCUCGAAGCAGCUUGUAAGCCAGUGAGAACGAGGCUGCCAAAGAAUGCUGUUGCCAAGCUGUCGAACGAUGCCCACAGUCAGACCACUGGUGGUGCUCCUGUGCUUCUUGCUAUGUGCUGAUGCUGAGACACCACCAAAGUUUACAAGAACUCCCAUUGAUCAGACCGGAGUCUCAGGAGGGGUUGCGUCAUUCAUCUGCCAAACCACAGGAGACCCCAGGCCCAAAAUUGUAUGGUCUAAAAAGGGAAAGAAAGUCAGCUCUCAGCGAUUUGAGGUAAUAGAAUUUGACGAUGGGUCUGGAUCUGUCCUCAGAAUACAACCGUUGCGGACGCCACGCGAUGAGGCUCUCUAUGAAUGUGUGGCCUCCAACAGCGUUGGGGAAAUAAGCUCAACAACCAGACUUAACGUGUUACGUGAGGACCAACUUCCCAUGGGUUUCCCCACAAUAGACAUGGGUCCUCAGCUGAAGGUGGUGGAGAGAACGCGCACAGCCACCAUGUUGUGUGCAGCCAGUGGCAACCCAGAUCCAGAAAUCACCUGGUUCAAAGACUUUUUACCUGUAGACACAAGCAACAAUAAUGGGCGCAUCAAACAGCUACGGUCAGGUAGGGUCUUGUGCCUCCAAAUAGAGAACAGCGAAGAGUCCGACCAAGGGAAAUAUGAAUGUGUGGCAACCAACAGUGCUGGUACCCGUUAUUCUGCCCCUGCCAAUCUAUAUGUGAGAGAGCUGCGAGAAGUCCGCCGUGUCGCACCAAGAUUCUCUAUCCCCCCAACGAGCCACGAGAUCAUGCCUGGUGGAAGCGUCAACAUCACUUGUGUUGCUGUGGGUUCCCCAAUGCCGUAUGUGAAAUGGAUGCUUGGGGCAGAAGACUUGACUCCUGAAGAUGACAUGCCGAUUGGAAGAAAUGUUCUGGAGCUCAACAAUGUCAGAGAGUCUGCAAACUAUACUUGUGUUGCCAUGUCAACACUUGGAGUCAUAGAAGCAAUUUCUCAAGUCACUGUUAAAGCUUUACCCAAACCCCCAGGAACCCCUAUUGUGACUGAAACAACAGCAACUAGUGUCACAUUGACUUGGGACUCAGGAAACCCAGAGCCCAUUGCACACUAUAUAGUUCAACACAGACCUAAACAAAUAGAAGGUCAAUAUCAAGAGAUCGACGGGGUAGCCACCACGCGGUACAGUGUUGGAGGACUAAGCCCUUAUUCGGAUUAUGAAUUCAGAGUGGUUGCAGUGAACAACAUUGGGCGAGGGCCGCCAAGUGAGCCAGUGGAUACACGAACUGGAGAGCAGGCACCCUCCAGCCCACCCCUCUCUGUGCUGGCUCGCAUGCUGAGCACCACCACCAUGCUGAUUCAAUGGCAGGAGCCAGAGGAGGCAAACGGUCAGAUCCGUGGUUACAGGGUGUAUUAUACCAUGGAUCCGGAGCAGCAUGUGAAUAACUGGCAGAAACACAAUGUGGAUGACAGCAUGCUGACCACCAUCGCCAAUCUGAUCCCAGAGGCCACUUACACUGUUCGAGUACUAGCUUUUACUUCUGUUGGUGACGGACCACACUCACCUGAAAUACAGGUUAAAACCCAGCAAGGAGUCCCAAGCCAGCCAAAUAACUUCAAGGCUGAACCGAAGUCAGACACAGGCAUCAAUCUGUCCUGGACACCACCGCGCCAGGACACCAUUAUCAUAUAUGAGCUGUACUACACAGAAGGGGAGCAUGGCAGAGAGCAAUUUGUCACAUUUGAGCCAAAGACAUCGUACCUAUUAGAAGACUUGAAACCAAACACCAAGUACUACUUCCGUCUGGCUGCCCGCUCUGAGCAUGGCCUGGGUGCCUCGACUGCACAGAUUUCAGCCCAGACCAUGGAGACUAAGCCAUCAGCCCCACCUCAGGACAUCAGGUGUACGAGCCCAAGCUCCACCAGUAUUUUGGUAAGUUGGCUGCCCCCACCAGCAGAAAACCAGAACGGCAUCAUCACCAAAUACUCCAUUAAAUAUAUGGUGACUGACGGAGAGGACACCUCGGCUGAAGAGAUGGUAGCCAUUGCGCCAGACACGACACAACGCUUGCUGGAACAUUUGGAGAAGUGGACUGAGUACCGUCUCACUAUGAUCGCCCACACCGAGGUCGGGCCCGGCCCAGAGAGCUCUCCCAUACUGAUCCGCACAGACGAGGAUGUUCCUAGUGGUCCUCCUCGCAAAGUCGAGGUAGAGGCUUUGAACUCAACAGCUAUUAAAGUGUCGUGGCGCUCGCCUGUUCCAAAUAAGCAGCAUGGACAAAUCCGAGGCUAUCAAGUGCAUUACGUGAGGAUGGAGAACGGAGAGCCCAGAGGACAGCCCAUGCUCAAGGACGUCAUGCUGGCAGAUGCACAGUGGGAAACUGAUGACUCUGCCGAACAUGAGAUGAUCAUUCUCAGGCUUCUGCCUGAAACAACCUACUCUGUCACUGUGACAGCUUACACAACAAAAGGAGACGGAGCUCGCAGCAGAGCCAAGUUUGUGGCAACCACUGGUGCAGUUCCUGGAAGACCUCGUCUGCUGGUUAGUCACACACAGAUGAACACCGCCCUGAUUCAGUGGCACCCUCCCGUGGAGACCUUCGGACCACUUCUGGGCUAUCGUUUAAAAUUCGGACGCAAAGACGCUGAACUUUUAACAACGCUGGAAUUUUCAAAGAAUGACGACCAUUAUACAGCCACUGACAUCCACAAGGGCACCUCUUAUGUCUUCAAACUCUCCGCAAAAAACCGAGUUGGCUUUGGAGAAGAGAUUGUGAAAGAAAUCACAAUACUCGAAGAUAAGCCAAGUGGAUUCCCCCAAAACCCACGGGCUGACAGCACCACAGCAAGAAAUAUUGAGCUGAGCUGGCAGCCACCGGUCUUAGCAGAACGCAAUGGCAUUAUUACCAAAUAUACCGUUCUGUACAGAGAUAUCAACAGCCCAAAUAACCCAAUAGAGCUCUCCGUGGCUUCUCCUGACACAAAGCUGAUGCUCUCCAAUCUAAUUCCAGACACCACAUAUGAUAUCAAAGUUCAAGCUCAUACAAGUAAAGGUCCCGGUCCAUAUAGUCCUAGUGUUCAAUUCCGGACACUGCCACAGGAUCCAGCAGUGUUUGCAAAAAAUUUCCAUGUAAAAGCUCUAAUGAAGACUUCCGUACUGUUGACGUGGGAGAUUCCCGAGAACUAUAACACUGCCAUUCCUUUCAAAAUCAUCUAUAAUAAUGACCACAUUGAAGUGGAUGGGAGAGCCACGCAGAAGCUGAUCACCAACUUGAGACCGGACACAUCGUACUCAUUUGUCUUGACUAAUCGAGGGAAUAGUGCAGGUGGACUACAACAAGUGGUCUCAGCGCACACCGCGCCAGAUAUGCUCCGCACCAAGCCCGUCUUCAUUGAGAAAACCAAUUUGGAUGGAAUGCUGACUGUGGAGCUGACCGCAGUGCCACCUACACAAGCCGCAGUGAAAGGAUAUUAUAUUGUAGUUGUGCCUUUGAAGAAAGCACGUGGAAAGUUUCUUAAGCUCUGGGAGAGUCCCGAUGAGAUGGAUUUGGAGGAGCUACUUAAAGAAAUCUCCAGGAAACGAAGAAGCCUCCAACGUCUGCGGAGGCACGCAGACCUGUCAAAACCAUAUAUUGCAGCUUUGUUUGAUGUUCUUCCGCAAAAAUUCACCCUCGGUGAUCAGAAGUUUUACAGUGGAUUUGAGAAUAGGCGACUCCAAAGUGGCCAGGAAUAUGUUUUCUUUAUCUUAGCUGUGCUUGACAGCCCGGAAUCUAUGAUGUAUGCGACGAGUCCUUAUUCUGACACGGUGGUAUCCGCAGACCUUGAUCCUCAGCCUGCCUCUGAUGAAGAAGAAGGGUUGAUAUGGGUGGUCGGCCCUGUUUUGGCUGUGGUGUUCAUCAUAUGCAUUGUCAUUGCUAUUCUCCUAUACAAGAGGAAACGGACAGAGUCUGACUCGAGAAAAAGCAGCAUACCAAACAGCAAGGAAUUACCUUCACAUCAUCCCACAGACCCAGUCGAGCUGAGACGUCUCAAUUUCCAGACCCCAGGUUCAGGUGUCUCCAGUCACCAUGGUAACCUCCAUUCUGCAAGCAUGGCUAGCCACCCGCCAAUCCCUAUUUCAGAGCUUGCUGAUCACAUCGAGAGGUUGAAAGCCAAUGACAACUUAAAGUUUUCACAAGAAUAUGAGUCAAUUGAUCCUGGCCAGCAGUUUACAUGGGAACACUCAAACAUGGAGGUGAACAAACCAAAGAAUAGAUAUGCAAAUGUCAUUGCAUAUGACCAUUCCCGGGUGCUGCUGUCAGCAAUUGAUGGCAUACCAGGGAGCGAUUAUUCUAAUUCCAACUACAUUGACGGGUACAGAAAGCAGAAUGCGUACAUCGCAACGCAAGGCGCUCUGCCCGAGACAUUCGGAGACUUCUGGAGGAUGAUUUGGGAGCAGCGUAGUGCGAUCGUUGUCAUGAUGACUAAAUUAGAAGAGCGAUCCAGGGUGAAAUGUGACCAAUAUUGGCCUUCUAGAGGCACAGAGACUUUUGGAUUGAUCCAGGUCACAUUGCUGGAUACAGUGGAACUGGCAACCUACUGUGUUAGAACAUUUGCAUUAUACAAGAACGGCUCCAGUGAAAAGAGGGAAGUCCGACAGUUCCAGUUCACCGCGUGGCCUGACCAUGGCGUUCCAGAGCAUCCCACACCUUUCUUGGCCUUCUUGAGGCGAGUGAAAGCCUGUAAUCCUCCCGAUGCUGGGCCUAUGGUUGUACAUUGCAGUGCCGGAGUUGGAAGAACUGGGUGCUUCAUUGUAAUAGAUGCCAUGUUGGAGAGAAUAAAGCACGAGAAAACUGUAGAUAUUUAUGGUCACGUAACACUAAUGCGAUCACAGAGGAAUUACAUGGUUCAGACUGAGGACCAAUAUAUCUUUAUUCAUGAUGCACUGCAUGAAGCAGUGACUUGUGGAAAUACCGAAGUGCCAGCCAGAAACCUGUAUGCUUAUAUCCAGAAGCUGACACAAGUGGAGCCAGGAGAAAACGUCACAGGAAUGGAACUGGAAUUCAAGCAUCUAGCCAACACUAAAGCUCACACAUCAAGAUUCAUUAGUGCCAAUCUCCCAUGUAAUAAAUUCAAGAAUCGCCUUGUUAAUAUUAUGCCAUAUGAAUCCACAAGAGUAUGUCUACAGCCAAUCAGAGGAGUGGAGGGCUCAGACUAUAUUAAUGCCAGUUUUAUUGACGGAUAUAGACAACAGAAAGCCUACAUAGCCACGCAAGGACCCUUAGCAGAGACUACAGAAGAUUUCUGGCGAAUGCUGUGGGAACACAACUCUACAAUUGUGGUCAUGCUUACCAAGCUUCGAGAAAUGGGCAGAGAAAAGUGUCACCAGUACUGGCCCGCGGAGCGAUCGGCUCGGUAUCAGUAUUUUGUAGUGGACCCCAUGGCAGAAUACAAUAUGCCUCAGUACAUUCUCAGAGAGUUCAAGGUCACAGAUGCCAGAGAUGGCCAGUCGCGUACAGUAAGGCAGUUCCAGUUUACUGACUGGCCAGAGCAAGGAGUGCCAAAGUCUGGGGAAGGAUUUAUCGACUUCAUAGGCCAAGUGCAUAAGACAAAAGAGCAGUUUGGUCAGGACGGACCUAUCAGCGUUCACUGUAGUGCGGGCGUGGGGAGGACUGGUGUUUUCAUAACACUGAGUAUUGUGUUGGAAAGAAUGAGGUACGAGGGUGUCGUGGAUAUCUUCCAGACUGUCAAAAUGCUACGAACACAACGGCCAGCGAUGGUGCAGACAGAGGAUCAGUAUCAGUUCUGCUAUCGGGCUGCACUGGAGUACCUCGGAAGCUUCGAUCACUAUGCAACGUAAAACCUGAUUCACCUUGGAUUUAUAACAGGCCAUUUAAGAUCCAGAGAGCCUCUUCUGAGCCAUACAGUGUGCUUGAGAAGUACAACUUACUCCUAGCUAAAGAUAAAUUUGGGGGGGAGGGACGAGGGGAAAUUAAAAAAAAACUAUUCCAGGUGGACCAAGAAUUGGCAGUUUAAUAACCGAAUCUGAAAAUGGAGGCAAGACUCCUUUCCGAUAAAGGACCGGAAGGAUUUUUUCGGGUAACUCAUGGAUUCAACUUUGAUGACUGACUGAAGUGAAGCAAACGUACAUUGUAAAAACAUUAAUUGUGCAGAGGAUUUUCCGAGAACUCUGGAAGGUGGGAUUGCAAAGCUGAAUCUUGAGAGUACUGUACCUGGAAAGGAAAGAAGCUGUUAUAAAAGGCCAGUUCCUGACUUAUAAAACUAUUUGGAUAUGUUUGCUUCAACAUCACCCCUUUCCACCAUUCGCUCAUACUAAUUAUCAAGGGAGGGCGGGGAUGUUCAAAUUACUGAUUUAGUUUUUUAGUACUGUAAUAUACUGCUGACCUGUGCUUCAUUUUUAACUGUGUAAACUUUUUGCCCUUUUUUAACAAAAGUUUAUCAUUCGAUGAAGUGAAUUUAAAAAAAAGUUGCUUAUCUGUUCAUAAUUUCAUUUUGUUUUCUUUUUUUUUCAAAAACUGUAGCUUUUUUUAAGCUGUCGAAAUGAUGUAUGUAUCUGGCUGUAGAAAUGGAGAUAAUUUUCGAUUUUUUUAAGGCACAUUUUUUUUUGUGCAGUCCCUUUUAUUUAUCUACCACAUAAUAGUCUGAGGUUUUGUUUCUCUCUCUCUCACUCUCUCAUUUAAAUGGAAAUUAACCCAUAGCAGUCAGUUAAUGGAUAAAAAACUUUUUAAAAGAAAGAAAAAAAGGGCCUUUAUGGAAUCAACAAGGAGGCGCAAAGUAUAAAACUGCUGCUACUGAAUUCCUGAGAUCUUCCGUGUCAAGGAUUUAAGAUGUGGUUGAAUAGCUUGCCAAAUAUGUCACUAGCAACCUCCAUCUGAAUAAUAAUUAGUUGUCUAGGUUUCCGUGAUGAGAUGGUGAGACGUUAGUGUCUACUGGAAUGCACAUCAAUGAACUCAGUAAUCCAUGUUUAAUAAGGUCGUUAUGAUAUACUGAAACGUAUCUUUGCACAUGUACACAAUAAAUUGCAUUAUAAAAAAAACACGUUUUAAACCUUAGCGUGGAAAUUUUUUUUCUGCCUCUGUACGUUACAGCAACCGUAGAAUACCAAUGUCAGUGUCAGAUGAUCAUGCCUGCGUCAUGGAGUAAACAAGAGUUGUCUUUAGUUUCUUAAAGUCCCAAUGAAAAUUGUAGCGAAAAAUGACUUUACGUGCAAGGUUGGAGAGCCAUUAGAUUCAUUUCUGUAUACUUUUGUGAGUUUGUCUUCACUGACUUGUGUAUCUGACAGGAAGGGAUUUUAUGUGUAUGAGUGUGUGUAUGGAAGCUCAACAUGCACAUUGUUUGACGACAUGACAUGGUUAAAUGCCAGAGCUCAGUUAUGAGACUGAAACAAGUAAAGACACGAUAAUCACAUCAUGGGUCAGAUAACAGGUAAAGCCAGGCCUGGCGUUUAAUAAGGCAAUCAUCUGACAUAAUCAUCUUUGUGUGGGUGUCUCUUGAUAAUGCAGUCACUGUCAGAGUUUUGUGCUAGUUCUGAGAAGUACUGACCCUUUAUAUCAUGCUGAUAUCCCUCUUACCAUGUCUUCCCUUUCUUACAUUGUCCCAUUUGUGUACGCCAUCAGCCUUGCAGAUUUUGUUCAAUUACAGUAUUAGAAAUUGUAUAAGGAAAUAGAGAUUUUUUUUAGGGGGGGGGGGGUUCACUGCAGUAUCCCAAGGACUGUGGCAACUAACUCCAUAUCGUUUAUUUUUUAAAUUACUAUUUUUAAAACAAAAUUGCUUUCUUGACCUUCAAGGUCAAAAGCUGUAUUUAAAAGCAUGCAAAGAUACUCUUGUAUUGUGUAAAAAAAACAAGCACGCUGUCGAGAACACUAUCUCAGGAUAGACCUGGAUGGAGCUUCAAUCAUUCAGGUGCAUAUGUAAUGCAUUUACAUGUAUUGACCUAUUCACAGUUUGCUCAUUUUUUCCAUCAAACGUGUGAAGAACACAUACCAGCACUCAGCAAAGGCCAAACACUGAAUUACUGCCCUUUCCUGGCACAGCCAAGUGACAUGUGUUGCAUUUAUUUAUCCUGGUGGUCCUUUGUUUUUUGUGAAAAAAAUGCAAUCCAUUCUGUGCUUAUAAAGCUACGCUGCACCAUAAGAACGUGCUAAGUGAGAGAUUGUUAUGGACAAAUUCUUGUUUCCAAAGUAUUUUGUCCCUGAAGAGAAACUGUUGACAUAUUUAAAUUGCCUGGAGACUUUGCAAUGGAAAGGUUUAAGAUGUUAAGAAUGCUGAUUUUCUGAUCUGGCUUCUCAUUGAUGUGUGUUCCUGUUUGCGCUCGCUCUCUUUCCCCAAUUGACUGGUAUAAAUGUCUUAUUAAAAACAGAACCUCCUAUUCUGUAUCUAGCGAUGAACUUUUUUGGCCCCUCUCCUUAAAGCCAUCAAGGUGCUACAAUUAUUUACCCUUUAAGAUAUGUAGGUAAUACACAUAUAUAUAAUUUUUUAAAAAUUAGUUCCAUUUAAAUAGUUCAAAUGUAUACUAAGCGAGUAUAUUUUCAUUUAGCAAAUCUUAACACAGAUUAUUUCUUCACACUAAUUGUUGCUUUUCUGUUACUAAUUAUCCAUUCAUUCUUGCAAAACCUGAAGUCCUCCAGGGAGCUGUGCACUUUUCUGAAAAAAACUUUGUACUAUGCACGGCCCUAGUGAUUCUACACCCAACAUUACGUGUCACUUGAUCCCUUGUAUAAGAAUUACUUGUAAGUUCACUCUAGAUAUGUAUGUAAAUAACACCGAAUGAAUUUUUCAAGCGAAAGAGUGGAGAGUUUGCUACAAUGAGCAAUGGUGUUGGUGCCCUGAUAAACUCCGGAAAAUAACCGAAGGCUACAGAUUCUAUCAUAUCCAUCUGUCAUGUGACUUUGCCAUUCAAGCUUGGAGUGUCUUGAAUUUCGAAACAAAGUUUUUUAAAAAAAAGAUUGUGUUCACUGCUCUCAUUCCGAAUGCAUAGAUUGAAGAGAACAAAAUGUAAAAUGAAUUGUUCAAAGAAUCAUACAAUUACCUCUAAUUAGUAGUAAGCAUAAAUGUUUUACAAAUUGAAGGGCGUGCUUUUUAUUUUCUUACUUAGGUUACAUUGGUGGCGAAAAGUCUGUAAGAAAAUCAGUUCUUUGCUGACACAAGUUCCAUUUGUUACAAAUGAAUUCUAAUAAAAAUGUCAGUGUUAUGCA